CAUUUUCCAAUUUUUUUUAUAAAUAAAUUAUUAAUUUCUCUUGGGUAUAAAUAAAUCUUGAUCAGCUGCAUAAUUAAUUAAUUAAUUUCUCUAAUAAUAUGGGUUCUGGGAAAUGGUUUAUUCCAACCAACUGCCUAAAGAGAUUGAAGAUGAGAGUAGCAAAGGGAUUAAGAAAAAGGAAGAGGAAAACAGGCGGCCCCAAACUGGAUGAAGACGCCGCUGCCACCUUAAUCCAAUCUGCUUUCCGGGCUCAUUUGGCAAGAAGAGUCGUGCGUCGACUCAAAAGGACGAUGAGAUUUAAGGAAGUUCUACUCGUUCAUGGAUGCAGUUAUAGUGAUCAACAAGUUGCAGCAACAACUCUAAAGCACAUCCAUUCAUGGAGCCGAAUCCAAUCGGAGAUCAGAGCUCGUCGCCACCGCAUGGUCGUCGACGGUCGCCUCCAGCACAAGAAAACUCAAAAUGACAUAAAACUCCAAACCAAACUUCAUGAGCUUCAGGUGGAGUGGAGCAGUGGACCAGAGACAAUGAAAGAAAUUCUUCAAAGGAUUCAACAGAGAGAAGAAGCGGCUAUUAAAAGGGAGAGAGCUAUGGCUUAUGCUUUCUCUCAUCAGUGGAGGGCGAAUUGGAAGGACCAAGGCUUGGGGAAGGCAUAUUAUGAUGUGGGGGAAGAGAGUUGGGGAUGGAGUUGGGUAGAGCGCUGGAUAGCGGUACGCCCGUGGGAAAAUUGCAAGCUACAACCAAACACUAGUCCUAGAAAGGAAACCGCCACCAACAAGAAGAAAUUGUCCCUUGUUAGAGAUGAAGUUCUUUUGUCAAAUGUUAAGACUUCUGUUAAACCAAGAAAAGCAUUGUGAUGAUCAAUCCAUCACAUUAGCUUCUUGUAUUGCAAAUUAUGAUGAAAUGAGAGAACAAUAUAUAUAUAUUAUUGGUGUUGUAUGAAAUGAGAGAACAAGAUAUAAUAUAGAGUUACCGGUGUGUUAUUCGUUGAAGGCUAUCAGUCACAUACUUUGUGACUAGUCGUAUUUCUCAACUUGCCAAAUGAAAAAUUUUCAGAUUCGAGGAUUCUCUUCUAAACUAUCUGGUCGGGUUCUUAAGGCAAGGGUGUCUGAAUGGUUUCAAUUAGGUGUGACUCCCACCUAUAGGACUAGUUACACAAGUGACUAUGAGGGGACUUGGGACCCACCCCAAUUUGUGAUUAAUAUUAAAUACUACAUAUAGUA
This is a messenger RNA of Cuscuta campestris, 1220 nucleotides long. NCBI's taxonomy places the organism in Eukaryota, Viridiplantae, Streptophyta, Magnoliopsida, Solanales, Convolvulaceae. The record is from the annotation of a GenBank genome assembly.